This is a messenger RNA of Penicillium paradoxum, 1176 nucleotides long. RefSeq lists its product as uncharacterized. The record is from RefSeq and is a predicted model, not a curated record. NCBI's taxonomy places the organism in Eukaryota, Fungi, Ascomycota, Eurotiomycetes, Eurotiales, Aspergillaceae. The transcript has 3 exons. The coding region runs from base 1 to 1176 and encodes 391 amino acids.
AUGGAUGGCGAUCAACGAAUGAAGCAGCAUGAAAAGUCAAUGUCUCGAUCUGGAAAUGCCGCUCGCAGAGCACCUGGUCGUGCAACCGAUCGUUUUGACCCGGCCAUACAACCACGUGGAGACCCAACGGGGAUGUCGCAACCCCCGGAGCAAGCCCCGUUGUCCUAUGACUACGGAUACACAGGCAGCUCCUUCCACGGCGGUCCCCUGCAGUCCAGUGAAUUGCAGAACUAUCAACCCCAGGACUUUAUCCGGCGCUCUCAGCAAGCGCCCUCAAUUCAACCACAGCGACGGCGCGUGCCGUCGCAAGACCCCACGGCCUUCUAUGAGUCCAGCAUGCUCUACGGGUUCGGUCAGCCGGGCCCAACCCAAGGACCCUUUGAGGUUGUUCCACAGUACCCGACACGGCCGUCUGCAGCUAUUGAUGCCCUGCCGAAUCAAUUUGCCGUUCCACAGUAUUUUGCGCCAGAGGAAUCCGCAGGGUCUGGGGUCGCAGGGCUCUCGCCUUAUCUAAAUGCGCAACUCCAGCCUUAUAACCAACCGAAUCCCAUGGCACGUCCGAACACCACCCAGUCAUUUUCUGCACCCAUCUCUGAUUUCACCGUAAUCGGGUCCGGGUCCAUGAACAGAUUGGAUCAAUCCCAGCUCGAACCGCAGAAUCAGCCUUCGGACCAGCCGAGUCUGGAGGAGGCCAUUGGCAGAUAUCAAGGCAUCCUGCGCCGCACAUUCGAUCAAACGCGAGCGGGAAGAUUGGUAGAGGCUGGAGAGUCACUACUCGAAAUUUCCGAGUGGCUCGUGACCAAUGCACGGGAUCUAGGCCUCCUCCACGACGACAGCGUCCAUUACUCCGACCGUCUCAAGCUUUGGAAUGACUUCAAUAUAUGUUGGCUAGCCAUCUGUCAGAAGCAAAAGGAUCUGAUACUUGAGAUCAUUGCCACAAGUCAACAGCCGGCGCAUGUCAGUCUACUUCGACGAGACCGCAUGGAGAACAUGGGCCGAGACCUGAUUCAGCUUUGCGAUCAACUCGAACCACAUGGGUUAGUGGAUUACCAAAUGGGUAUAUGGGAGGAAGAGAUAUUAUCCAUCUUGGGCCAGUGUCUUGAUCUCAUGGACAGUAGACCCGAUCUCCACCAUAUCUCUGCUAUCCCCGAACCUACCGCAGUGGCUCGACCAUGA